AUGUUUAAAAAGGCGACCACACCAGCCACUGCCUCUGCUGAUGAGAACGGAGAAGGAGAGGAUUUGAAUUAUAGAUAUUGUGAUCUAAGCAUCCUGCCACCCGCUCCUCAAUCAACAAAACAUUUGGUGUCCUUAAUACUCAGCCACAACCGAUUCGAAAUAGUGCCUCCAGAGAUAUGCAAUCACAAAACACUGAAACACUUAUAUUUAUCAUCAAACCAAAUCAAAACACUCCCAGCUCGCAUAUCAGAACUGACGAAACUAGAAACACUAUGCCUCGAAGCUAAUUUAUUGACAUCACACGCAAUCGAAGAUGCAAAACUAGACAAAUUAGUGAAUCUGAGCAAAUUGUUACUUGUUGGGAAUCAGUUGACGACGUUUCCUGAAAGUAUAUGUGGGAUUACAAAGCUGACGAGGCUGGGUUUAUCGCAUAAUCAGUUGACUGAGAUACCAGACAAGAUUACCAAACUGACCAACUUGCAAUGGUUGGGUCUGGCAUACAAUCGUCUAAAAACGCUGAAUCCCCUGAUUGCUAAAAUACCGACACUGAGAGGAGUGACUCUCGCUGGAAAUGAUUUCGAGCGAGAAUGGUCUGAAGCUUCCAAGAUGCGGAAUCUGGUCUCUGUAAUGCACGUGUCUCCCGACCACAUUCCAGAAGAAGCAGGUGUAACAAAACCAGAACACAAUCUCGUCGUCACAACGACAGCAACAGGCCCAACAGAACUCGAAAUGAAGAAACUCUUUGCAAUCCCAGGUCCCUUCUCUGCAGGUCACGAAUCACGAUACUCCAUGACAUCUAUAUCAACAUCCAUGUCCUCCAUAUCAAACGAAUCACACACACUUCACGAAGAAAGCGCCCUCAUCAUGCCUACCGUCCCAGAAGGCGAAACAUUACCUGGGUCAGGUCUAUCAAUCAAUGCCGAAACAGCAUCAGCGUUCAACCUUGGUGGAAAUAAACCUAUUGUGCCAUCACCGCUAGCUACUGAAUCGUUGAAUGCGCAAUCUGAUGAUGUGCAGCAACAGCAACAACCGGGAAUACCAACCAUAUCGGCUGAUGAUGAUGGGUUGGAGAAAGAAGGUACCGGUAGUGAUGAUGAGUCUAAGGGUCCAGCAAACCCGAACAUACAGCGCUUGAGAGGAAACUCUGGUGCUUCCCUGUCUGCUACGAAUCAGCGGGAGGGGUCAAUCGCUAGUAUGGGUGUUGAGGAGGUGUUUAGGUGUGGGACGUGUAGCAAGGAGAUUGAUGCUGAAUAUGUGUCUGCUUGUGAUAAGACGUAUCAUCCAGAGUGUUUUACUUGUGCGACAUGCACGGAAAUGCUCAACGAAUUCUUUGAAUACGAGGGUAAAGCAUACUGCCCGACACACAUCCACGCAGCCAAAGGUCUAUUAUGUUUCUCAUGCAACAAGCCACUCACUACCGAUUACUUGUUGGCGUCUGGUAAAGGAUUCCACACUGAAUGCUUUGUAUGCAGUAAAUGUAAAACGAGCUUGGAGACACGGCCUUGGAUGGGUGAUGAUCAUGGUAUCUUAACGUGCUUUGAUUGUCUUGGGUCUAUGAAUUUGCCAUAA
Messenger RNA from Synchytrium microbalum, 1569 nucleotides. RefSeq lists its product as uncharacterized. NCBI's taxonomy places the organism in Eukaryota, Fungi, Chytridiomycota, Chytridiomycetes, Synchytriales, Synchytriaceae. Gene Ontology annotation, molecular function: protein binding. The transcript is spliced from 10 exons. The coding region runs from base 1 to 1569 and encodes 522 amino acids. The record is from RefSeq and is a predicted model, not a curated record.